AUGCGAGAGGGACGAAAGCUGAUAAGGUUGAAAAACAUAAGACUAUCAGUUAGUGAUAAGGGUGGAGACUUUGUCGUAAUUCCCCAUCAGCUAGAUGUUGAGAUAACGAAAGAGCAUCUUGAAGAUGCUUCGCUUUAUCGUACAUCAUCUGAGAGAGAGUUCAAAAGUAGAUGCCGAAAAUUGAACCAUGAAUGGGUCAAAAUGGCAAGGGCUUCUGGUUUAAAACCAUCAGUUAUGUUUCAACUAAAAGUUGACUUACCAACGUGCUCCGUCUUGUACUUGCUUAUAAAAACUCAUAAGUUGGUAUCCAGCAAUGAUCUUGUGUCUACCGAUCCAUCGCUACUUAAGGUCAGACCAAUCAUUAGCUGUGCAGACGGGCCAACGGAUAGGAUAACGUGGUUUUUAAACCCAAUACUUAACCAGUUGUUGAAACACAUUCCAGCCCAUCUUACGAAUACACAGAAGUUUCUGGAUCGUCUACGUACUGCGCAGCCUAGCAGCGCGUACGUGAUGGAGUCCUUCGACGCUAUCGCCCUUUAUGCAAACGUGUCGAAUGACUCCGCAAUGCAAGCCAUAUUCGAACUCCUUAUAAAACACGAAAGAGAAAUAAACAUGUAUGGCUUCAAGACAGAGCAGUUUGUGGCACUCUUAAAAGAAUGCUUGAACUGCACAAUCUUCAGAUGGUCCGGAAAGUACUAA
Angiostrongylus costaricensis is the source of this 699-nucleotide messenger RNA. The record is from the annotation of a GenBank genome assembly. NCBI's taxonomy places the organism in Eukaryota, Metazoa, Nematoda, Chromadorea, Rhabditida, Metastrongylidae.